AUGACCAUAGUUUCACAAAGUCACGGCAGAGACCGGAGCGAGACACGGCAGAGACCGGAGCGAGACACGCCACAAACGGAGGACUACGACCGCCUGCGCCCGCUGUCCUACCCCAUGACAGACGUCUUCCUCAUCUGCUUCUCGGUGGUGAAUCCGGCGAGUUUCCAGAACGUCCGAGAGGAGUGGGUCCCGGAGCUGCAGGAGUACGCCCCCAGUGUGCCCUACCUGCUCAUCGGGACGCAGAUCGACCUCCGCGACGACCCCAAGACCAUCUCCAAACUGAACGACCUGAAGGAGAAACCCCUCACCACAGAGCAGGGGCAGAAGCUGGCCAAGGAGAUCGGGGCGUGUUGUUACGUCGAGUGCUCGGCUCUGACGCAGAAAGGACUGAAGACCGUUUUUGACGAGGCCAUUAUCGCCAUUUUAACUCCCAAACGGAAGAACGCAGCUUUGAAGAGACGCCUGGGCCCAAGAUGCAUCAACUGCUGCCUCAUCACGUGA
This is a messenger RNA of Knipowitschia caucasica, 501 nucleotides long. The record is from the annotation of a GenBank genome assembly. Lineage: Eukaryota; Metazoa; Chordata; Actinopteri; Gobiiformes; Gobiidae.